UAAGUAAAUUAUUUGUGUUUAUGUCAAAAGAAGCGGCCCUUUGUAAUGUGUAACUUUAAAGAUGAUUGUCUCAUGGAUUUAGUGUACAAUAGUUUAGAAAAUGAAAGUAUAUUUAAUUUACUAACAAAAUUGUGUGAAAAAUAUGCUGCCCCUCAUUCAAAUAUAUUUCCAAACGACAAUGUAGUAAAAUCUCUACGUUCUAAAUGCUUUGAUAUUUUACUUUUAAAGAAGAACAUACAGAGCGGUGGUGUAGAAGGAUUGGAGAGUACAGAUGAUCCUCUGUGUCAUUUACUGGCUUGGGAAUUUCUUCUAAGAACAAAAUACAACAAUUUUAAAUAUGCAGAUAAAUUAAAAGAUGUUUAUGAAAAAAUCAGAAGAUUAAAUAUAAAAGAAGAUAGUUUCCAAAGAGUUCUUUAUUUACUUAUAAGUCUUAAAAAUUCUCCAUCAAAUAAAAAUAACGGAGGUCUAUUUAAUCGACAAUUAUAUCCUUUUCUAGAGACUUCAAAGUUUCAUCCUGAACCACUUUCUACAAAAAUUAAAUAUUCAGACAAUGAUUUCCAUUUAAAAAGUACAAUAUCAAAACAAGAUGUAAUUGGAAAUUUAAGAAAAAAAGAUUCAUUAUCUCAGUACUGUGAUACUAAUAAAAAUAGUAAUACUAAUUUUAAAAGUCCUAGAAGCAUAUUCUCUGAUGAUGAAAGUUGUAUGCUUCAAAGAGAUAACAAUCAAGAUAACAGUAAUGAAGAAGAUGGUGAUGAAAGUGGCAGUGAUGAUGUUUGGGAUAUCGCGUGUAAAUCAAGUAUUAGUGAACGAAGGACCUGGGAAAGUGCAGGCAUUGCAGAGCCUAAAAAAGAACUUCCUUUUGUUACUGAGGCAACUUCUAAAGUCAGUAUAUGGAUGCAAAACUUAAAAACUUCUUAUAUGGAUAAUUUAAUUGUAAAAGACCUUAAUGCUGCAUCAAAUUCAGUGACUAAUAUUUCAUAUAGAGAAUUUGUUAAAGAUGUCAAAUACUUAUUAGUUGGAAUCACUUCAAAAACCUUUCAAUUAUCUGAGGAAGGUGAACUUUGUUUUGUACCUAACACAGUUGUUCAAGGAUUAAGUAUUACUGCAGCAAAUUCUUAUUCCCAAAAUAUGUUAUAUUGUGGUUCUUGUUAUAAAGGAUUAGCUGACCUGACUACUACAGAUUGCUUUUCUGGAAAAUACAAACAAGAGGGGCACAUUUUCAAGGAGAUGUGUGAAAGUAUUAAACGUUAUUUAAGCUACUAUCGUGUAGCAAUUCUUUCAUUACCAGAUACAACAAACUUGUUAGCACUUCAAGAAUAUAUUAGAAGUUUGCAAGAACACUUUAAAGUUCUUACAAGCAUAUGCAAAGUUGGUCCAUUUAAACAAGAUCAGAGAAUUCCCCAUGGAAUGGAGCUUUUAAAUUAUUUUUAUCAAAGAAUAUUAAGUGCAGUGAAGAAAGAUAUUCUUAUGGUACUGUAUGCUGUAUUUUAUCCGUGUUGUCAGCUUUAUUAUCAUCGCUUUUUAGGUCAGUGGAUUUUAGAAGGUGAUUUAAACGACCCAUCGGCAGAAUUUUUUGUCGAAUCGAAUCCAAAAUAUAUUUCAAGUAGAGGUAGAACUUACUGGACCCGUAGCUAUUCGAUUAGAGAAGAUGUUGUGCCAGAUUUUUUGAUUGAACUAAAAGAUAGCAUUUUAGCUUGUGGAAAGGCUAUGAACUUGUUAAAACUUUGUGUCCCAAAUUCUCCAUUGUGUUGUUAUAUUUUGGAGAAGAGGCCCAUACUGUUUACCUCGUGUGUAACUGCUGAACAACUUUUAAUUUUAGAGCAAAAUACUUACACUUAUUAUUUAAAUGCCAUUUCGAAAUGUGGUCCGCAUUUAUCCUUAAAAGAGUUAAUCGAAAAGAAAAAACUUGAAGAAAACGUUUUUCUGGGUUUAAUAGCCAAAAAGAAAGCAACUACUUUAAGAAGAAUUGAAUUGGAACGCCAGGAAAGGAUAAAAAAUAAACUGGAAAAGAAGAGAAAUGAAAUUAUCUACUUAAAAAACCAAUAUGAUGAAGCACUAACAAAAAGAAAAAUUAAGGAAAUUGAACAACUGAGAAGAGAAAUACAAACUAAGGAAGCAGUUAUGAAAAUGGAGAUAAUUGAAAUGAAGAUUUUUCAAGAAGAAGCACAAAAUUUAAUCGAUUAUUACAAUGAGCUAUACAAAGCUGCAGACAAGUACAGAACCAGCAUAGAAAAAAAUACUGAGAACAUAAGAAAAUUAAAUCUAGAAGACUGCAGCAACCCCUCAUGCAACCAAUCUCCUACUUCUACAGAAGAUGCUGGCAUUUCUGUAACUCUUGUAACAAGCGAAACCUUUCUCUCUGCAUCAGAUGACUUGCAGAGUAAACCUGAUAUGAGUGAGAAUUCAGAAGUUUUUGUAUCUGCCUUGGAUUAUGUUUCAAAUAGUUCAACAGUUAUCGAAAAUGGAUCUACAAAAGUUUCCAAAAAGCAACUGUAUUUGGACAGCGAUAUGGUAAUUAAAGAGGAGACUGAGGAACAAAUGAACUAUAAAAAAAAUCAAAAGGCUGCCCAAAUAAACAGGGAAAAGUCCAGAUCAUCUCAGCUGGAAAACAUGUUGAAGGAGGAUAAUAUUGGUCUCCCCAAGUUUUCCUAUAAUUUUUCGUGGUCCACUUCACAGAAUAUUGAAAGUAAAAGCAGUGAGAAUUUUACAAAAAAUCGAGUGCAAAAUUUUGAGGAAGCCAAAGAAAACAAAUUAAAAUUUCUAGAACAGGAAUAUGGCGAAACGUCUUCCUUGGAAGACAUCAUUAAUGCAAAUUUAAACAGUACAAAGGGAUCUUCAAACUCCAUAACGAUUGAAAAUAAAGAGGUCACUGCCCUUACGCAAAUUUUCCAAGAAAAUUUUCAAAUUGCUCGCAGAAAUAAAAAGAAAGUACUAGAGACUGAACUUGGCUUAUAUAAUUACACCCCAAACGAUGCAAACGCCAAUUUGGCACUUACAGAUGAAAAAGCUGCUGUUGGAAGUAUUACCAACAGUCCUAUAGACUGGUGUAUUUUUAAUGAAGAAUACGUAAAAAAUAAUUUCCCAGAGUUGGCUCAGAAUAACGUUGACCUCACUUUAAACUUACAAUCAGUUAAACCAGAUUCAAGAGGAAGUAAAAUGACCCCUAUGUCUGUCGAUACUCCUUCAAGUGACUUUUCCCUUAGCAAACGAAGUUACGUUUCUAUAACCAGUGAAGACUUACUAGACAGUAUACAAACUCCUGCAUCUGAAGAGGACUUAAAAUUGGAACCGAUAAAGCAAGAGCCUGUAUUCAAAAUAAGUCACAAGAGCAGUUCAGUCUUCGAUAUAGCUGGAAACUUACAGAAAAAUAUACUUCCAGAUCGAAUUUUGCCAGAUGAUGCCCAACAAGUGUCUGCUAAUUGUUUGAAAUUGUACCUACAACAAAGUGUUGCUAUUCCUCUUAAAAUGCAAAUGAAUUUGGUCAACAAUGAGUUACUCAAAUUCUUCGUAGAGGAGUUGGGCUGUUUAGAACAUUUAAUAAGUUUGAGAAGUUAUUUCUUUCUCUUGGACGGGCAAUUUGCAAAAAGUUUAACUGAUAAAUUAUUCGAAAAAUUGUAUAGCGCUAAUUUCCCCAUCGAUCUUGUGAACUGGAGGACUUUGCACAUCUUGGUACAAACUGCUUUUGAUGGGCAUUCCUCUAAUAUCCAAGACAACUCUGAUAGAUUGUCUUUUCGUAUUAACAAUUUACCAAAGGCUUUUGACUUAACUGAUCCAGAGGUUUUAGAUUGUAUUUCAUUGACCUAUAAAAUUACCUGGCCUCUAAACAUUCUAAUUCCUUCCGAUAUUUUGAACAAGUAUGACGAUGUUUUUAAAUUAUUGCUGAAACUCAGGAGAGUUUCAUGGGUGCUUCAAAAAAUGUUUUCAGAAUUAAAAUGUCUUAUAAAAAGAACAGAAGCCAAAAAGGUUCCGUUACUUUUAAUAUCUAAUCAGUACAGGAGGUUGCAUCAAUGCAGACAUAUUAUGACCCAUUUCGUACAAACUUUGCAAAAUUAUAUUCACGGGGAAAUACUUCAGACUAGUUGGCAAUUUUUUGAAGAACAAUUGUCCCAAGUUUCAGACUUGGACAUGCUAUAUGAACUACACACAGCAUACAUUAAAAACAUUUUGUUUAUGUAAGUAAAAAAAAAACUAUGAAAGUAUUUCAAAAGGGAAAUUUUUGAAU
Agrilus planipennis (emerald ash borer) is the source of this 4222-nucleotide messenger RNA. RefSeq names its product gamma-tubulin complex component 6 (gene Grip163). Bases 46 to 4176 code for a protein of 1376 amino acids. Gene Ontology annotation, molecular function: gamma-tubulin binding; microtubule minus-end binding. Gene Ontology annotation, cellular component: equatorial microtubule organizing center; centrosome; gamma-tubulin complex. Gene Ontology annotation, biological process: meiotic cell cycle; microtubule nucleation; mitotic cell cycle. NCBI's taxonomy places the organism in Eukaryota, Metazoa, Arthropoda, Insecta, Coleoptera, Buprestidae. The record is from RefSeq and is a predicted model, not a curated record. The transcript has 11 exons.